Molecule: messenger RNA, 709 nt
Organism: Tachysurus vachellii
Lineage: Eukaryota; Metazoa; Chordata; Actinopteri; Siluriformes; Bagridae
Gene: wdr38
Product: WD repeat domain 38
Molecular function (GO): protein binding
Source: RefSeq, a predicted model, not a curated record
AUGAUCCACCCUGUUCACCAGACCAUCACUCAUCCCAUUGUUGCACACGUAAUAUACUUUUCAGGCCACAAAGGAGAGGUGAAUUGUUGCGCAUUCUAACCUGACUGAUAACCUGAUCUCAUGCUCAUAUGCUCAGAUGACAUUCGUCUUUACCUGUGGAGAGCAUCUAAUGGGAAACUUGUGGCCAAAAUCCAUGGAUCCCGGGCCACAAGCUCAUGGGAUCACGCUGUAAAAUUGUGGUAUGUCAGUGUAGAUGAGGAGGUCAUGACCUUAACAGGACAUCAGGGGAUUGCAUCCGGUUCAUGGGAUGGAAGUGUGUGGUUACUGCAGAGGCGUGAGUGUCUAUGGGCUGACCGUGUGUACGUGAAGUGUGUGGCUUUCUAUAAAAAAAUUAAAGUCUGGGACAUGGCAGACAGCAGGUGUGUAAACUGUUUACAGGGGCACAUAGAAUCCGCAUAUGGGUGUGUGUUCAGCCCUUGUGGUGUCCUGCUCACCCGUGGCAUAGACCAACCGGACCACGACGAGGAUGGAAAAGAGGACGGGAAGGAAAAGAAAGCGGAGCAAACCCUUGAAAGACAGGUAGAACAUGUUAGCUCUGCACACACAGGGUUGAGGUCAAGAAACAAACCCCCAUAUACCCAAACACAGCGUACACUACAAAUGAUAUACUAUGAGUGGAUAUUAUAACAAGGAUUGAAUAAUUCAAGAU